Molecule: messenger RNA, 1167 nt
Organism: Cylindrotheca closterium
Lineage: Eukaryota; Bacillariophyta; Bacillariophyceae; Bacillariales; Bacillariaceae
Source: the annotation of a GenBank genome assembly
AUGCCAUCUGAACUCUCAAUAGCUCUUGAGCAAUCGGUGUACAACGAAACUGUAACCACCACUCCUCCAUACUCCGAAAUGACUUCUGCUGCUUCAGCAGGUCCGACCAAGCUGGAAUGUCAUCCAAAUGACAACCCCCUUCCAUCAGAAGGUGAAUCGUCAACAGUGGAGAAGGAGCACCAUGCGCCUAUCAAUACAGAUCAUGAACACCCUGUGUCCUUCUUGCCUUUAGCUGGAUUAUCAGAUGGAAUCCCUGGAGGUGAUGGAGGAUUCUUUAUCGAAGACAACAAAGAUGACGUGGAUGAUGGCAAUGAUCAGGAUGCUGAGAACGGUGGAUUGCAGCAGCAAGAUGAUGCAAGUGGUGAAACAGAUUUGCUCUCAAAGUCACCAUCGUCCACUGCGGCGAGCUUUCCAUCUCGGUCCAUAUUGAAAGCAGAAGUUCAUGAAGAGAUCCCUAUACGAACCAACCAGAAUAGAUGGAAACAGCUCCCGGCUCCCGACAUGGAAUAUGUCAAGAUGAAAAGAAUCGAGUCGCUGAAUUCCAUAGCAUCACGCAAUUCUGCACCUGACCUAGCAUUAUUGAACGCUGAGCCAAAAUCUCCAGAGUCGCCCAAGUCACCCAAACCCCCUUCGUCAUCCCCAGCCAUGAGGAAAUCUGAUUCCAAAGUCACAUUUCAGCAUAUUACUGUUCGGGAAUAUGACCAAACAAUCGGAGAUAAUCCAAGUGUCGGAUACGGGGCGCCCAUCUCCUUGGAUUGGCAUUACCAGGAAGACGAACCCUUGCAUGUGGACUUGUACGAAUCGAACCGGGGUGGACGACGCAACAUGGAGCAAAUGCACAUCAAUCACAAUCAACGCAAAGCCAUUUUCACGCGGAAUUAUGGUUUUUCCGAAUCGGAAGUCAAGGCAGCCCAGAAAGCCACCGACAAGGUCAAAUCCCAGCGAGAAUUUUCCAGAUUUGUGCAUAUGAGCAUGCCUUCCUUGAUAGCGGUGGAAGAAGUGAGAGAGUCGGCCGUUCGAAAAUUCAAACGGUACCGAGCAAAAAAGAAGACUGCUGAAUGCAAUCCAAGAGAACAAGCUGCCACGACGAAAGGAAAAAAGAGCACGAAAGGCGACGUUGUCGAGGCAUCCAUGACACGGGUACAAAGCGCUCCACGCCUGCAGUAG